Messenger RNA from Angiostrongylus costaricensis, 282 nucleotides. The record is from the annotation of a GenBank genome assembly. NCBI's taxonomy places the organism in Eukaryota, Metazoa, Nematoda, Chromadorea, Rhabditida, Metastrongylidae.
AUGGCGAUCAAUGCCAAGCUUGCCGCUAGCGGUGUCCAGUCGGCCCGCCCCGAAGAUGACGACGACGUCGACGACGACGACGACGACGACGACGACGACGACGAGGGCGACGACGACGACGACGACGGUGGCGGCGACCGUCCCGCCCACAGGGCAGAGUGGGCGCCUCCUUUGCUCCGACGCUAUCUCGUCGCUUUCGAUCCAGCACUCUCGCCUCAGAACUGGUUAUCUCAGCGCUGUUUUCAAUCCCCGUUUCGCCGAGCUCCCACAGCUACCUUCUAG